AUGGCUAAGGGAAGGAGACGCGGAGCAGAACUGCUGUUCGUCGCGCCCGCGCGCUCCGGCGAUGCCACUGACGACCUUCCCGACCUCGAAGAGGAUGACGUGUGGCUUGCGUUACAGGAUGAUGGUGAUCACAAAGAGUCUUCCGACGUCGAUGAUGACGACGGAGGCAGAGCUCCGGGUCGGCGAAUGGGCCGUCCGAACCGCGGACGCUGGGGAAGGCAGUUCGUCGGCGGGCUCACCCUCGCCUUCGAGGACGUUCGCACAGGGAAUUCGCAGGCGGGAUAUCACCCAUCUCAGCAGCGCGAGGGGCAUCGGGCGGCGGCGGCGUCAGUUCCCGUGAACGUGCCGGUCUGGCCAAAGUGGCUCCGAUCCGGGUCGCCGGAGGAGAGGGAAGCCGAGGAACAGGAGGAGGAGGAAUCCGGGGACGGUGAGUGGCUUCCGCCGCACGAGUACCUGGCACGGGCGCGGCGGUGGAGCGUGGCGACGUCAGUUUUGGAGGGCGUCGGCCGGACGCUCAAGGGCCGUGACAUGAGCCGUGUGCGCGACGCGGUCUGGAGUCAGACCGGCUUUCCCGGAUGA
Zingiber officinale is the source of this 579-nucleotide messenger RNA. RefSeq lists its product as uncharacterized. The coding region runs from base 1 to 579 and encodes 192 amino acids. The transcript has a single exon. Lineage: Eukaryota; Viridiplantae; Streptophyta; Magnoliopsida; Zingiberales; Zingiberaceae. The record is from RefSeq and is a predicted model, not a curated record.